CUCUAACUCUAUAGUUUAUGCUCAUUUAGGUGCUUGCUUGUGUGUGCUUGGUUCCUUUUCAUUAUCAUUGACUAUGUUAUGUUGAUAACAGUUGUUCAACAUUAUUUGUGCCGUUUAUCCUCGUUACUUAUUAAAAGGAAUUAAAUAAUUUAUAGUUACUUAGAAGUUAUAUAAUAAUAAACCUCCAAAAUGGAUAGAGAAGACGGUGAAAUGAGUGAUGAUAACGCAAUGGUGGUUGAUGAUGUAAAAGAACCAAUUUCAUACACUGAUGAUUGUACACUGGUGUACAAAGCUGACAAAGCAGGAUUAAUCGUUGAAAAACUUGAAAAAGUGGAUGCUUCUAAGAUAGAAGAACGAGCAAAACGAUUUGGUUUGAAUCUUACAGGAAAUAGAGUAAUAACACAAAGGCAGAUAGAUGAACUUUAUUCAAAUUUUGGCAUAGAAAGUGGAAAUGAGAGACAUUUCCGUUUUGAUGCAAUCAACUUGCAUGGAGUUGAUGGACUAUCUACAAAAGAAAUAUUUCAAUAUUUAGAAGACUACAAACCUGUGUCCCUGGAAUGGAUAGAUGAAGUAUCAUGUAAUAUUGUCUGCCAAGAUCAUAUAUCAGCAGCCCUGGCAUUAUUAGUUCAUUCUAGAGAAAUUAAAGAUGCAAAUUUAAAGGAAAUGCUUGCUGCUAAUCCAAAUCACCAUUGGCGUGAAGGAAUGCCACAUCCUAAAAAGGAUCUUAUUUUAAUGAGAUUUGCUACUAAUGGAGACAAGAAAAUGAGCAAGAAGAAGCCUCAAAGUAAAUGUACAGAUGACUAUGCUGAUCAAAAUAUGGAUGCAGUAAAUAAGAAUCCCUGGGGUGAUUUAUGUAAAUCUUGGGGAGUUUAUGAUCAUCAAGAAGUAUUUCAGCGAAAGCCUAGAUAUAAUAAUUAUGAAGAUGAAGAUGAUGAUUUAGAAGAGCCUGAUAAAAUUGUUAAAAUUAAAAAUAAAAGCUUAGCAAGCCGUCUUGGUAAAAGGCAAGCUAUUAGGGAUGACUAUAACAUUGAAGAAGCUGAAGAAAGUGAUUCAGAUUCUGAAUGGAAAACUAAAUCAAAGGCACCUCGAAUGAGAAUGCAUGCAGAUGAUGAAGAGUCAAAGCGAAAGAAGAAGCAAGCUUCCCUACUAUCCAGGGAUUCAGAUGGAUAUUCUGCAUUGUCAAUUGAAGUAGAAAAUUCCCACAGCAACUAUAAACCGAGAGACCACACAGUCAUAUCUGACAAGUUUAGAAGGAAUAAUGUACAUAGAAAAAAGCAUGGUAUUCAGUCAAGGUUAGGUAAUAAGGUGAUAACUGUGGAAGAUAAUGAUAGUUUUUCCAGUGAGGAAGCAUCAGAUAACUCUGAUAGUUAUGUUAUGAGUAGAGUGCAUAAAGUAAAUUCUAGUAGUAAUAGUGUAUGGUCCAGGUUAGAUAGGAAACCCACCAGUACCAGAAAUACAAGUGAUCACAGUGAUUUACGUCAAAUUUUGAAAUCCAGGAAACAUGGGAAGUCUGAUGACCUACGAGAAAAACUAGGAAAAUCCAAACAAAGUAAUUUACGUAUUGAAAUUGACAAUAAUUAUGCACAUGAUGAUGAUGAUGAUGAUGAUGAUGAUGAUGAUUUAUAGUGUUUAAUGUACCAUCAUUUCAUAUUAGAAAAAGUGUUCAUCUUUUAUUUUCUUUGUAAGAUUUUAGAUUCAGUGUACUACAAAGUAAAUGUUUUUUUUACAUAUUAUAGUAGAUAGAUAUAACAAUAAUACUUUGUAAAUGUUAAUACUGAAUAUUAACAUGAAUUCUCUUCAGUUUAUAAAUAUAAGGAUUAUGAAUGCAUGCAUGUUUGUGACCCUGAUCAGUGCAAUUAAAGGAAAUAUUACACUAACACCCGGUUUCUGAAAGGGAUGUCAAUACUAAAAUUAACUAAUCUCCUGUUAAAUAUCUUGUCAAGUCAUCUGAUUGGUUAUUGAUGAUUCAGUCAACCAAUCAGAUGACUUGACAAAAGAUUACAUUGAUUUUAACAUUGAUUUCUGUGUAUAUGUAUAAUAAAUGCCUCAAAAACAUUUUGUACUUGGGAUUUAUAUUAGGCUCACAUUAGUUAAUUAAUUAAUAUUUUCAUUCAAGUACAGCUUAACCUUAUUUCCGUUAUAUAAAUGAAAUGUAGCAGAAUAAAAUGAAAUAAAUGAUUUACUUUAAAUUAAGUGAAUUAUAAUAUAGUCUAGAUUUAAAUUCUAGUUAAAUGAGUUUGACCAAGUUUUUACUGUACUUAUGUUAUUAUAGGACUGCAUAAUCAAUGGAAUCAUAUAAUUCAGAUAAGGUAUUGGAAAUAUUUAUGUUGUUGGAUUUAUUUUCUACACAGAAUGGUACAUGAUGUUGUGAUAUCAGAUGCAGUAUUCAGUUUCAGUGCCCAUAUUUACUACCACAAUGUCAAAAGGGUAUCAGUUGACCAUAAUACAUAAUAUAAGAUUUCUUUACUGAUUAUACUAAAUGGGGCUUAUUUUAGUGUAGCAGUAAUGUGGGGUUAUGGAAUACUGCACCUUGAUAUUAUGCGGUUGUGUACAUGUGUUACUGACAAUACACUUAAGUGUUAGUUGACAAUAAGAAACAACCUACAAUAAAAGAUUUUAAGGAAAUAAAUUGGUUUGUUGCUUUUAAACAUCUAACUCCUUUAGUGUAAUUAAUGACUAAUAAAUCUAUGGCAGGUGUACCCAUACUAAAUAGCACAUUAAGAUGAUUACAAUUUUCAGAAGUUUAAUAAUAUCGGAAUAUAUGGACUUGGAAGUUGAACUCCGCAUACCACCUUUUUAUGUGACAGGACGGCAAACGAGCAGGCGAAUAAACUGAUGGUAAGCAAUCAACGCCGCCCGUGGACAGCCGCAACAACGGAAGCGUUACGAUUGCGUUGCCGGCCUUUCGUGGAUUAGGGCAAUCUUUUAAAAUUUAUCGUUCUAGCUACAAAUGUGUAUGUCAGAUUGAUAACGUAGCAGAAGUAGGUUUUAAUAAAAAUAAAAUUCAUUUCAACUGGAAAUCAAUUUUUAUUGUUAUUUGUUGUGCAUUAGAAUAAAAUCAAUUUUGUGCUAUGUCGCAAAACAAAAAUCGUGAUGUUAGUUAGCUGAAUUAAAAAGUGUACUGUCCAUAAUAUCUCUAUUAAAAUGAAUUAAUCAUACUACAAACUAAAAACAAAAUUAUAAAAUAAAAUGUAUCAAAAUAAACGAUCAAGAAAUGUGGGCGCAAAAGACUAGUUAUUAGUAAAUCUAUUAUAAAAUAUGUAUAUUAAUAGAAUUAAAUUAAAAAUAUAAUUAUAACAUUUGAUGCGUCAGCAACAAAUAUAAUAUGUAUUUCGAUAAUUCGGAAGACGAGUAUUAGAUUUGACUAUAAUAUAACAAAAGUAUUUAUGAACUUAUGGGUGGAAUAUGAAUAAUGAUUGUCUUACUGAUUUUGGGUAAGUAUAUGUAUCGUGUUAGGAUAACUCCUGUAUUUGUAAAGCCUCUAGUUAUAUUGACGAUUUACUAAUAUGAAUGACACAAUAAAUAAACUAAAAUAAGGCCAUUAAGCGAGCUAAUAAAAAUGUACUAAUGGCUGAUGAUGUACUAUUACGAAAAUUCAAACAUUGUUUGGAUUCUAAAAUUAUUGUAACUAAAUGAACUGUGUCCAAAUUUUCCGUCUAUAUUUAUUUAAAAUUAUAUGUAAUAGAUAGUAAAUAUAUUAUUUUAUUGAAAGAACUUUUAAUUUGUUUUAAUCUUUAAAAAAUAACACUUAUGCAAGCUGAUAUUGAGUAAUACUGAUGAUUUUUAUUUUAUCCGUUCCAAAUUUCCAUUGCUAAUUGAAAAAUAAUUAUAAGUACACAGUUUUCGUACUACUUAAUUUGAAAUUAUACAUCGCAAAACUUAACAGUAAUAAAAUAAAAAAUAUAAUAUCAUAUUGCCUGUAUCAAAAAAUAUAAUAAUAAUUUUAAUACUUAAAGCGUUUCUAAUAAUACAAAUAAUUUAGGCACUUGUUAGUAAUUAUGCAAUCAAUUCGAAUGUAACUUAAAAUAAUUUGGUGCAAAUUGUUAUCAUUAUUGCAAUGUGCACUUGCUACUUUGACUUCUAAUUAUAUUUUCUAUCAUUAUGCAUAUUCCAGAACAUGGCUGGCGCAACUAAAGAUAGUCAACAGAUCAAUUCCUAAGAUAACUUUCUACACAUCUAAAUUCUGGCACGUAAUUUCCACAUUUCAAUAUUUGAAAUGAUAACUUGUUCUUAUAAAUCAACUUUGAGUUGGAUAUAAAUAGCUUUCCCAAUGAUUUAAUGUGUAUAAAUAAAAUGUAUAAUUAGUGGAAUGUUUCAGUCUUACUUAUAAGUACGUGCUACAUGCUUAUAACGAAACACAAAUUGGUUUCAUACCAAAAUGAUUUAAUUUGGAUGAAAAAAAUAACUGAGUAAUGUGUCCAGAACUAGUAAUUACUAUCAUUUUACUCGUUUUUCUUUGUCUUUCUCUUCUUUGCGUUCACUUGAAUCUUCUUUCUUCUUAGAUAUUAAAGUGUGUUUUGCUUUCUUUAGUUGUUUCUUAACUUUGUCUUUUACCUUAUUUUUUUUUGGUGUUGGAAUUACUUCAACUGAUUUCAUAGAUGAACUAUUUGAUUCACUAUUUCUUUGGGCUGAAAAGAU
This is a messenger RNA of Spodoptera exigua (beet armyworm), 4638 nucleotides long. NCBI's taxonomy places the organism in Eukaryota, Metazoa, Arthropoda, Insecta, Lepidoptera, Noctuidae. The record is from the annotation of a GenBank genome assembly.